This is a messenger RNA of Umbelopsis ramanniana AG, 1329 nucleotides long. RefSeq lists its product as uncharacterized. The transcript has 2 exons. The record is from RefSeq and is a predicted model, not a curated record. Bases 306 to 1130 code for a protein of 274 amino acids. Lineage: Eukaryota; Fungi; Mucoromycota; Umbelopsidomycetes; Umbelopsidales; Umbelopsidaceae.
AACUAUUACGACCAUCGUUCACAACCAUACCAAUCUAAAGAAUAUCUUGAAGAGAGCUAUCGAGCCGCACGCACUCGCAAGAGAGGCUCCAAACGGUUCAUGUUAGGCCGCUCUUAGAAAGUCCGCCAUGUGUCACACGAGAAAAGGAAGGAGAGCCAAUGAUGAAACCUUUCCAAUAAAAUAAAAAAAAAAAGAAAAAAAAAAAAGAAAAAAUUUAUCGACGAUAUUUUAUUUUAUCAUCCUCUGUUUCUCUUGUUUUUUUCCCAUUUCUUUUUUUUUCUUUUCUUCAUUCCUUCCUUCUGUUCAUGAUUGAACGUAUUUAUUCCAAUGUCGCCGUUUUUCAUGAUUCAGAACGCAUUAUAACGACCUAUAAAUUUGAAGACUCUGAGCAUUCGCAAGUCGUCAAAUCUCAUGUCGCCAAGGCUGUCUCCGUGCAAAGGCAAAGCAGAAAGCAAGCUGCUUCUUCAAAGCAACUCGUCGCAAAAGCCGGAGUAGAUAGUCCGAUGGCAUCCCCCAUAGCCUUGGACACACCUUCCAGUCUCAAGGACGAUGAAGAUAUGUCAGUUUCAGACGAAGGCAAGGAUGAAAUGACGGAAGCUGACAUUCUGGAAAAGCUUGCUCAACUCAAGGCGGAAAAGCAUCGACUUUUUCAACAAGUCAAAAAUAUGAUGGUUUCCAAGGAAGCUCCUGUUACCGAGUCAGUCAUGAUGGUCUCGAAUGACGACUCAAAACAAAGCCAUGGCCCGUUUGAUAUUCAAUAUUCUGCAUCUCAGCUAGCAGGCAGCCGCCCCUCAUCUCCUCCCACAUCUCCCCGCAAUCGCAUGUCUAACUAUCCCUCGCCAUCAUCACCAAGUGACCAUGGGCCUGUAAACCAUUUCAAAAAUGCUUUCAAGUUUGCUGAGCGACCCUUCUCUCGUACUCCCUACGUAAGGCUGAAGAAAAAUAGUUUUGAAAGGGAAAUCCCAUUUCUAACACGUGCUCAUUUACUUACACAGGAGCGUCGACCUCACAGCCCGAAUACGCCACCUCUGUCCCCACCUACUGCUGGCCGUCGUCCUCCCGUUGUCUUCGGUCAACCUUACAGACGACAAGGCUACUUCAAUAGAGGAAUGCCUCCAAGACGCUAUUAAAUACUACAAAAAUCCAUCCAUGUUACUUCACCCCCAAAAGAAAAAAUCCUCAUCCCCCCCCCCUACUCGAACUUUGUAUGUUUGUUGCCGCUCACCAUUGUAUUUAAACCUAUCUGUACUUUUAACAAGUUUUUUUUUUUUUUUCUCUGAAUGAAUUUAUGAAAAUCGCAUAUGUUUUCAUCCGAAAAGCUCGAGUGUA